AUUCAGCUUUCAGAAGUGUUUUUAUGAAUAAAUAUUCUUAACUUCACACUAGACAUUCAAACAGAAUCAGGCAAAAAAAAAUUUAUAUAAAUCUAUUAAUAUCAUAAGGUACUUAAUAGCAUCCUGAUGGAUAUUAAAUGUUUUCAUUAUAUUCUGGGGAUUAUGGUCAUAUGCUUUUUUAACAUCAAGAGAAGUGUUUCAAUAUCAGUAGAUUCACAAGAUGGGCCGACUACACAACCUGCAACGUCAACGUCACAACGGGCUACUUCGUUAGCGUUAACUGCGAAUGAAGAAAUGUUGAAAAAUAGCUCAAAUACUACAGAAUCAUCGGAGGAACAUCUUGGUUUAGGCUUAAUUUCGGAUAAAGUGAACGAAGGAGUAUCUUUGGUUAAUCUUAAAAAGUUACAUUCGGAUCUUUUAUCUGGGUAUGAUGUAACGAUAAGACCUAGACUUGAUCAGUCGAAGAGUGUAGAGGUAAACGUGUCAUUAAGGCUAGCUUCAGUUGUUGAGUUUGACACAACUGGACAGCGGUUUGGCGUCAUGGGAUAUUUCUAUAUUACUUGGAUAGAUGACGUCAUAAAGUGGAACCCGACUUUGUAUGGUGGCACAACUAAUAUGAAAUUGCCAUUAAGUAAGAUUUGGUUCCCGCCUUUGGUAAUUGGAUUGACAUAUUCUGGAAGUGAGAGCAUCGGUAAAGUUGAUAAAGACCGUGUGACUGUUACUGCAGAUGGUACCGUAACCUGGGCUCCAGAUGGAAUCUACAAGUUUAUGUGUAAAGUUUCAGUAAGAUACUAUCCAUUCGAUACACAAACAUGUGAGCUUAUAUUGUACGUUUCCGAUGAGGAUGUUACCUCUGUCAACUUCAGUGGCCAUGAAGUCAAAGUCGGCGAGUUUAUGGAAAAUUCAGAAUGGUAUCUUCUCGAGGUAUCUUCAAAGACCAUGGAACUUUUUAACACAAGUUUUGUAUACAACUACAUAAAAGUCAAGAGAAGGGCAGAAUUUACUGUGUACACGAUGAUUCUCCCCUUAUUUACUUUAGCGCUUUUGAAUGUCUUUACAUUUCUCGUACCAAUAGAAUCCGGUGAAAAGGGAAGUCUCGCAAUUACUCUGUUCCUAGCUUACGGAUUUUUUAUUACAAUCACAAGAGACAGUUUACCUCAUAACUCGUUACAAGUAUCGUUCUACGUUCUAUACCUAGCCAUUCUCUUGAUGCUUAGUGUUUUCACUGUCAUCUACGUCAUCAUUGAAUAUAAGAUAUAUUCCACAAUCGGUACGCAUCCAUUUGUUUUAUGUUGGCGAUUUCGAUUUAAGACAUCGGCGGCAGAAAGGAUUACAUCAGAGAAUAACACAGAAGACAACUCAAACAAGAUUUGUUUGGAUAAAAAGAUUGACACUUGGACAGAUGUCAUGGGACGUACAGAUGUCUUAGCUACCAUUUCCAGUGGAAUUUUUGUCUUCAUUGUUAGUUUGGUAGUGUGGACUUUUGUUAUCCAAGGAAAUUGAUAUAUAUAUGAAGGAACAACUAUUUCAAAAUUGAACGUUAUGUAGAGUUGAAAUACAACAGGCUUAAUUUAAUACCUAUUAACAAAAGUUUUUUUUCUUCAAAAAUUC
Molecule: messenger RNA, 1611 nt
Organism: Ruditapes philippinarum (Manila clam)
Lineage: Eukaryota; Metazoa; Mollusca; Bivalvia; Venerida; Veneridae
Product: acetylcholine receptor subunit beta-like
Exons: 3
Coding region: 127-1503 (458 amino acids)
Biological process (GO): signal transduction; regulation of membrane potential; monoatomic ion transmembrane transport
Cellular component (GO): neuron projection; membrane; synapse
Molecular function (GO): extracellular ligand-gated monoatomic ion channel activity; neurotransmitter receptor activity; transmembrane signaling receptor activity
Source: RefSeq, a predicted model, not a curated record